This is a messenger RNA of Neofelis nebulosa (Clouded leopard), 3838 nucleotides long. RefSeq names its product myelin regulatory factor (gene MYRF). The transcript is spliced from 27 exons. NCBI's taxonomy places the organism in Eukaryota, Metazoa, Chordata, Mammalia, Carnivora, Felidae. Bases 133 to 3591 code for a protein of 1152 amino acids. Gene Ontology annotation, biological process: central nervous system myelin maintenance; protein autoprocessing; positive regulation of DNA-templated transcription. Gene Ontology annotation, cellular component: nucleus; endoplasmic reticulum membrane. Gene Ontology annotation, molecular function: DNA-binding transcription factor activity; sequence-specific DNA binding. The record is from RefSeq and is a predicted model, not a curated record.
CGCGGAGGCGGGCCGGGCGGGACCGCAGCCGGAGCCGAGCCGGGACUGUCGCGCGGGCCGCGCCGGCGAUGCCGCGCCCCCGGGCCGGGCUGUAGCGGGGCCGGGGCGGAGUGCGCGCCGGGCAGGCCGGACAUGGAGGUGGUGGACGAGACGGAGGCGCUGCAGCGCUUUUUCGAAGGCCACGACAUCAAUGGUGCCCUGGAGCCCUCCAACAUCGACACCAGCAUCCUGGAGGAGUACAUCAGCAAGGAGGAUGCCUCUGACCUCUGCUUCCCUGACAUCUCUGCUCCAGCCAGUGCGGCCUCCUACCCCCACGGGCAGCCGGCCAUCCCGGGCUCCAGCGGGGGCCACCACCUGAGCCCCUCUGGGGGCGGACCCUCCCCGGGGCGCCACGGCCCCCUCCCCGCCCCGAGCUACAGCGCCCCCCUCAACUGCAACAACAACAAUGCCAUGGGCACUGCUCCCAAGCCCUUUCUGGGGGGCUCUGGGCCCCCCAUCAAGGCAGAGCCCAAGGCUCCCUAUGCCCCAGGCACACUGCCGGACUCUCCCCCAGACUCGGGCUCCGAGGCCUACUCCCCCCAGCAGGUGAAUGACCCCCAUCUCCUGCGCACCAUUACCCCUGAGUCCCUGUGCCACGUGGGAGUGCCCUCCCGCCUGGAGCACCCACCUCCACCUCCAGCCCACCUACCAGGCCCUCCGCCGCCCCCGCCACCCCCGCCUCACUACCCUGUCCUGCAGCGGGACCUGUACAUGAAGGCCGAGCCCCCGAUGCCCCCCUACGCUGCCAUGGGGCAGGGGCUGGUGCCCACGGAUCUCCACCACACACAGCAGUCCCAGAUGCUACACCAGCUGUUGAAUCAGCACGGAGCUGAGCUCCCCACACACCCCUCCAAGAAGAGGAAGCACUCCGAAUCACCUCCCAACACCCUUAAUGCCCAGAUGCUGAAUGGAAUGAUCAAACAGGAGCCCGGGACCGCGACGACCCUGCCCCCGCACCCAGCUCGAGCCCCUUCCCCACCCUGGGCUCCCCAGGGCCCACUCUCCCCCGGCCCCGGCUCCUUGCCCCUCAGCAUCGCCCGGGUCCAGACGCCACCUUGGCACCCACCGGGUGCACCCUCACCAGGUCUCCUGCAGGACAAUGAUAGCCUUAGUGGCUCCUACCUGGAUCCCAACUACCAAUCCAUCAAGUGGCAACCACAUCAGCAGAACAAGUGGGCAACGCUGUACGACGCAAACUACAAGGAGCUGCCCAUGCCCACCUACCGCGUGGACGCUGACAAGGGCUUCAACUUUUCGGUGGGCGAUGACGCCUUCGUGUGCCAGAAGAAGAACCACUUUCAGGUGACAGUCUACAUCGGCAUGCUGGGGGAGCCCAAGUACGUCAAGACGCCCGAAGGCCUCAGGCCCCUUGACUGCUUCUACCUGAAACUGCACGGAGUGAAGCUGGAGGCCCUGAACCAGUCCAUCAACAUUGAGCAGUCACAGUCCGACCGAAGCAAGCGGCCCUUUAACCCUGUCACGGUCAAUCUGCCUCCUGAGCAGGUCACGAAGGUGACUGUGGGGCGCUUGCACUUCAGCGAGACCACCGCCAACAACAUGCGGAAGAAGGGCAAACCUAACCCUGACCAGAGGUACUUCAUGCUGGUGGUGGCGCUCCAGGCCCAUGCACAGAACCAGAACUACACGCUGGCUGCCCAGAUCUCAGAGCGCAUCAUCGUGAGGGCCUCCAACCCAGGCCAGUUUGAGAGUGACAGCGACGUGCUGUGGCAGCGGGCGCAGGUGCCCGACACUGUCUUCCACCAUGGCCGCGUGGGCAUCAACACGGACCGACCCGACGAGGCGUUGGUCGUGCACGGCAAUGUCAAGGUCAUGGGCUCGCUCAUGCACCCCUCCGACCUGCGGGCCAAGGAGCACGUGCAGGAGGUGGACACCACGGAGCAGCUGAAGAGGAUCUCGCGCAUGCGGCUGGUGCACUACAGAUACAAGCCUGAGUUUGCAGCCACCGCAGGCAUCGAGGCCACGGCGCCAGAGACGGGUGUCAUCGCCCAGGAGGUGAAGGAGAUCCUGCCUGAGGCCGUGAAGGACACUGGAGACGUGGUCUUUGCCAAUGGGAAAACCAUAGAGAACUUCUUGGUGGUGAACAAGGAGCGCAUCUUCAUGGAGAACGUGGGUGCCGUGAAGGAGCUGUGCAAGCUGACGGACAACCUGGAGACGCGCAUUGACGAGCUGGAGCGCUGGAGCCACAAGCUGGCCAAACUGCGGCGGCUGGACAGCCUCAAGUCCACUGGCAGCUCGGGUGCCUUCAGCCAUGCAGGGAGCCAGUUCAGCCGGGCGGGCAGCGUCCCCCACAAGAAGAGGCCCCCCAAGGUGGCCAGCAAGUCGUCAUCUGUGGUCCCAGACCAGGCCUGCAUCAGCCAGCGCUUCCUGCAGGGAACCAUCAUUGCCCUGGUGGUGGUCAUGGCCUUCAGCGUGGUGUCCAUGUCUACACUGUAUGUGCUGAGCCUGCGCACCGAGGAGGACCUGGUGGAAACCGAUGGCUCUUUUGCUGUGUCCACUUCCUGUCUUCUGGCCCUGCUCCGGCCCCAGCACCCUGGGGGGAGUGAGGCCAGGUGCCCAUGCAGGUCCAGCCAGAGCUUUGGGACCACUCAGCUCCGACAGUCCCCUGUGACCACCGGGCUGCCAGGCACACGGCCCUCUUUGCUGCUGGUUACCACCGGCCUGAGCAGCUCAGCCCCAGGUCCUGUCAUCCCCACUUUGGACCUGUGCUCCAGCCGCCCUUGUCCAGUCAUCUGCUGUUCCUCCUCCACCCCCAGCCCUACCCCUGCCCCUAGUCUUGGCUCCAGCUUUAACCCUGGCCGUGGCCUCAGCCCCAGUCCCAGCCCCUCCACCAACCGCUCAGGCCCCGGCCAGAUGGCCCUCCUACCAGUCACCAACAUCAGAGCCAAGUCCUGGGGCCUGUCGGCCAAUGGUAUUGGCCACUCCAAGCAUCCAAAGAGCUCAGAGCCUCUGGCCAGCCCCGAAGUCCCCUUCCCCGGAGGGCAGGGCAAAGCCAAGAAUAGCCCCAGCCUUGGUCUCCACGGCCGGGCCCGCAGAGGGCUUCCCCAGCCCGGCCUGAGCCCUGCUCGGCCCACUCGGGCCCAGGGCCAGCCAGCCUCUCUCCUUGCAGACCCAGUGCCCUCCCUGACCUCCAUCCAGGUGCUGGAGAACUCAAUGCCCAUCACUUCCCAGUACUGCGCUCCAGAGGAUGCCUGCAGGCCUGGAAACUUCACCUACCACAUCCCUGUCAGCAGCGGCACCCCGCUGCACCUCAGCCUGACUCUGCAGAUGAACUCUUCGUCUCCCGUGUCUGUGGUGCUGUGCAGCCUGAUGUCAAAGGAGCAGCCGUGUGAGGAGAGGGACUUUCCACAGAGCCUGCACACCUACCAGGACACCCAGGGCACGUCCCACCAGUGGCCAGUGACCAUCCUGUCUUUCCGAGAAUUCACCUACCACUUCCGGGUGGCACUGCUGGGUCAGGCCAACUGCAGCGUGGAGGCCCCGGUCCUGCCGGCCACAGACUACUAUUUCCACUUCUACCGCCUGUGUGACUGAGCUGCCCUCCCCAAGGCAGCACCACACCACGGCCCGGGUCCCCGGGCGCCCCUUCCACACCGGACGCGGUGGUGUUACACUGGAGCCGCUGCCCGCCAGCUCUCUGCUCGCUGGCACCCCCUUGGAGAGACUGAACCGGGCCUGGCCCUCCCCACGACUGGUGAAACUGGAAGUCCUCACACUGGAGUUGCUGUCCCUGCCGGUCGCCCCUCCCACGUCGCGGAGGGAGCCAGAGGGACCUCCUGGG